AUGGGUCUUGAAAAGGUUGGUCCCGUAGCUGCAACAGCUCCUGCUCUUGAAGAGUUCCAGAGUGUUCUGGAUCAGCGGCGCAGGAGGUUGAGCAUCAAGCAGAUGGCGGAUGAACGAAAGAGCGGGCAGGGCAAGGUUAGACGGCUCCAAUUCUGCUUAGCAGAAGCUGCGCGGCACUUUGUCCGUGGGGCCCUUCGUCGUGCCAAGGUCAUGGCGAUCCACCAGGAUGCUCGCGGCGACGUCCUGCUAUCACGUUUCGUGCUGUCUGAUCAGAAGCUACGCAUCGUCCGCGGCUCCUUGCCCUACCCCAAGAAGCAUCAAUCCACCGGCGAUGGCCUUGCAAAGGCCACGGAGACCUCUCUCCAGAUGAUUUGCACUCCCUAUCUGGGAGCCCCGCCGAGCAGUUUCUUGGAUAGCAUCAUUCUGGCAAGAGGUCAGAUGGAUGUGUUGCUGAAACAGCAGCCUGACCAGCAGCUGCUACAGCACGUCAAAUCCAUUGUGGAGAUCUUGGAUGGAGACGGUUGCCCUGCACAGCAGCAGAGCCUGGAGAUCAUUGGGCGCACCCUCCCGAGUCUGAAGAUCAGGGUCCAGGAUCCGACGCACUCCACGCGGAGGACCUCGGGUGGGGGCCGCAGCCGCGAGGAUCGCCCGGAGCUGCUGCGCAACUACUUGCGGUCGCGCAUGAGCAUCCUUCAAAGGGACCGCGAGGGCGCCGAUGCCUCCUUCGAUAUCUGCUCCUGGGUCUUCGAGAAUGCCAGCUGGUACAGCUACAAGAAGUUCUUCGAGCAGAAGAACAAGGAGCCCAUCUUGACGCGGCAGGAGGUAAGCAAGGGCGCGAGUGCUUUGGUGGCCACGUUUCUCCAAGCCGAGAUCCUUGGGUAUCACUUGUCAUACUUUCUCUUGAAAAUUGAGCUGUUCAACGAAAAGUUGACGCAGGAGCAGCUCCAGCAGGUGAGAUCGGCCUACAUGACAGCCACAGGCGCGGUCGAGCACAGCCUUCCGAACAGGGCCAUCGGAGACGGGGAGGCGGAGGUGGAGGUUCCCUCUGGAGAGACGGGUGAUCUUUCGAGCCCAGUCAAGAAAGCCCGGUUCCUGCCUGCGCUGGCUGAAGAGGUGGCGUUGAAGCUGACGGAGGGCCUGCACCAGGUGACCUUCCGCUUCAAAGACGGCAAGCCCUCGAAGGUGACCGCGGAGUACAUGGUCUACAUGCCGUACGGGGAGGUCAAGCACGUGCUGGUGUAUCUCUCGACACAGGGGGACUUCGAUCUGGAGGGAAUGCAGUUGGACUGGCUCAAGCAGCAAGGUGUAUGCAUCAUCAAGCCUGGGGUCAACGUCCAGAACCGGGCAGGUGCAUACACGAUGAAGCCACCGCGGUGGCUCUUUGCCUUCUUGAUGGAAGCCAGCUGCUUGAAGGCGGUGCCCUUCCUGGUGGCUGCAUACAGCCGAGGGGCGCAUUGGGCCACAGAGAUCUGCCAAAAGUGCGAGCCUCGGGAGAUGCUGUGGAGGCACUCGGAUGAGGGGCCUUGGACCUCGGUGUGGCACACUGGCGAUGUGGUGGACCGGCUGCUCUGCGUUGGUCUGUAUGCCACUGCUGGCCUCAGCCCCGAGGAGGUCCAGGAUCGGGGCAAGUCUCUGCGAACAGAGAUCUACAUCGUCAACUCGCUGGACGACGAUGUGAGCCCCUUCGGGCAGAUCGAACCUUUCCUGCAGGGCGUGCAGGAGAGGUCGGGCUACGGCUACUUCAUCGUUCGCUGCAGGAACAUGGCUCACGCAGACCUGCACGAGCUCAUGUUCUGCGGCGACUACGUGGAGACGCAGAAGUUUCGCAAAGCCUGCAAGAUCUGGAUCUACUCGCGGCCGCUGAAGGCCGACAAGUUCCUGGACGACACAAUGGAGAAGCUGGUCAUGGGCAAAACUGCUGUGGUCAAAGCGGCUGCCUACAGCCUUCCCUUCAAGAACCUGCUGGAGGGCUUCAUCAAGACCAUGGAGGACCGUUCCACAAACGCUGUGCGGAAUUUCAGCCUGGCGAAGCAACGAUUCGAAUCCUCCUACGAGCCCAUGCUUCGUCUGACGCUGUUCCUGGAAGCCUUCAUCAUGGCGGCGCAGCAGAUCAUCAGGAACAACAGCUCCGAGGAGACCGCUGUGUGCAACAGCUUCCUGCAGCUGCUGACCGAGGAGAGGCUCCUCACCCUUGCGAUGCUCGGAGAUGCCUCGGCAUGCAUUCUCAGACUGACCCGCUUCUUGGAUAGUGAAGAGCACGACAUCAGCGGCGUCGCCGACCAGUGCCUCGAAUGUGCCAACUCGUUGCACCAUUUGUUUGCUGAUCAGGCGUGUGAUGACAACGGACUGACUCGACACAUGCUGGCCCGUCUCGAGCGGCCUCUUGUCUGGCUUUUCAAGGACGGCACGGCAGGUAGUGUGGGUGGCAAUCCGGCAAAAACCAGAGAUGCACUCGCAAAAUGCCGUCCAAGAUUUCUUGCAUACACAAAGUUGGCAUUGCAAACUCUCAUGGCAGAGUUUCCUUCUUUCGGCUGCCUCAUGGCUUUUCGAGCCUUCCAGCUUGGUGUUGGUGGCUGCAACAGCCGCAAGCGCAAGAAUCCAACGGGUCCCGGAGCCCAGACACGUCAGGAGUGUGUGGAGAGGCUUGCUUUACUAUGCGACUUGCCCAAGGACACAUUGCUGGAACAGCUCGAGGCCCGAAGCAAAUCGGACCAUCGACCAGCUGCCCAGGCAGUCUACAACUCGACUGACGUCGACACCUUUGAUGCCUGGAAGCGGGCAUGGUUGUCAUAUGAGAAUGCGAGUGGUGGCCGCAAGAGACACCCAGGAGAUGUACUGGGCGAAGCACUGCAGAGGUUUGGUGCCUAUAACGGAUGCACUUCAUCUGGCGUCGAACAGUCGUUUGGCAAGCAGACGCAGCUUUUUGGAAAGCAGCGACUGCGAAUGCUCGAAUCCACCGCCAAUGAUGAGAACGCCCUUUGCUUGGAUGCAUUGGUGGAUGAUGCGAAGCUGUGCCAUCGUGCCCGUGUGAUUUGGACUCACUUGCAGUAUGGCAAACCGCGCAAAAUGAAGUCGGACUCGCGGAUCACCAAGGGCAUGACUCGGAAGAAGACCAAGAAAGACUUGUCCAUCAAGGCAUGGCGCGAUGCCUCCCAGAAAAAAGUUCUGAAGGAAGUGCGCAGCAAGGGGCCGUUGAAGAGCGUGAAGCAGCUUCAUGGAAAGAUUCGAUUUGCCAGAGGCAGUUCGGCCUGGACGAGUGGUCAUGAAACCGAAGCCGCAUUCCAAGAGCGCAAACUGGACAAGAAGUUUCUAGAUGCCGCAUUGGACAAGAAGCUCCUGCAGGACGAGCAGACCAAAGUGGCUGGAACAGCCUUGCAGGUACAUGCCAAAGCACGCGAGGCCAAGCGGCGCGAGCAGGAAAAAGAGGCCCGCAAGAGGCAGGACUUGGAUAUGCGCAGACCACGGAUCCUGAGUCUUGGAGCCGCUGUCCGGGGCAAGGUCGUUGCGGUGGAGAAAGAGCUGUCGCUGCCUGCAAAUGCGCUGGUUGGCUGCCAGGAGGUGGAACAGCAGUGCAAGCAAGCCCAGGUGUGCAUUGUGGAGAAUGUGGCAAGCCCGUCCUCUCGUAUGCGAUGGGUGCUUGCUCUGUUCGGGGGGUUGUGUCUCUCCAAGAAGUUUGCGGCGUCGGCUGGCAAGCAUGGGCCUUUCUUGAAGUACGAGGCAGCCAGCGCGAAGAAGCGGGCGAUUUGGAUCAGUGAGUCCUUCCAGGCAAGCAUCCCUGGCAUCACCGAUCUUAUCACUGCUGCAUGCCGCAAGCCCGGAAGCCAAUGGACGCUGUUGCAAAGGGAAUCUGAAGUGACCACCACGCGUGGCAGCGUGAUUGUGCUCAUUGAGGCAGCUGACACAGCCAGAAAGCGCUUGUACAGAGGGCAGAAGAAAGCCGUGACAGCCAAAGAGUUUCUGAAAAUGAUUUCCGUGGUCGACAAAGUUGCCAGCCGCCUUUGCUGA
Symbiodinium sp. CCMP2592 is the source of this 4005-nucleotide messenger RNA. Lineage: Eukaryota; Dinophyceae; Suessiales; Symbiodiniaceae. The record is from the annotation of a GenBank genome assembly.